Salpingoeca rosetta is the source of this 2185-nucleotide messenger RNA. Its product is annotated as histidine-rich glycoprotein. The coding region runs from base 64 to 2016 and encodes 650 amino acids. Lineage: Eukaryota; Choanoflagellata; Craspedida; Salpingoecidae. The record is from RefSeq and is a predicted model, not a curated record. Gene Ontology annotation, cellular component: Golgi membrane. Gene Ontology annotation, molecular function: beta-1,3-galactosyl-O-glycosyl-glycoprotein beta-1,3-N-acetylglucosaminyltransferase activity. Gene Ontology annotation, biological process: protein O-linked glycosylation via N-acetylgalactosamine. The transcript is spliced from 15 exons.
GACCAAAGCAAGGAAGGAAACGCACGAACCUUUGAAGUGCACGACCAUCCCCUGUGUACACGCAUGGCUGUGUCAUGGCGAGUGUUGGUCAACACUGUGCUGCUGAUCACGGUGGUGGGGAACUUUGCGUUCCUGUAUUCCAUGUACAACGCUCCCAACCGAUACCACCCAGAAGGGCAUGGGACUGAUGUCAUGACCAUGUAUGAAGAUGGGGACAUUUCCAUCGCUGGUGGACGUGUGAACAUGGCGACCACGACCACAACCGCCACCACGCCGCAACAUACCAUGGCAGAAGCAGAGGACAAGCGUGCACACGUGCAAUCCUCAGAGCCACUUCGCGUGCGAGCUUACUCCAGCAAAGCAUUGGCGCGCAUCAGCGUGAACGAUGACACUGUGUUGGAGGUUGGCGAGUCUGCGGGCGAAGCUGGGCGUGGUAUCCACGUGGCCGUCAUCAAUGGGCACACGGGUGCGCUGAUGGACACCAACAAGUUUGACACCUACGUCGAGGGCGCCGACCUACGGCUGCUGUCUUACCUCCGAGGCAUUCAUCCAAAUCGCAUCGUCGCGCUUGCAGUUCGCGAUGAAGCCAGUUUCCAUCUCGGGAAUGAUGCGCGCAUGGAACUGAUCAAGAUGGGAAGCAUCAAGAUUGGGCAGUUGCAGUGGCGUGACACGUGGGCAAUGGUGGCGCGGGUCGGAUCGCCGGACAAAACAUCCGAUGCCCUCGCCCGCGCCCCAGACUUCAACCACUGGGGGGAAGGCGUCGAGGUGUCUGCUGAGUUUGAGCGUCAUGCCGAAGACAACGGUUGCAAUUGGCCAGACACUCCCCACUUCAAACAACGUCGCGCGUUCUGUGCGCGCUACGACGGCUACGGCGAGCUGUGCAGAUGCGACCAUCCACCAGCCAUUGCUCCGUCGCCAUCACCUGCACCCCCUCUCCCCAACAUGGCGACGACACCGCUCGUCAUUAUGGCCAGUGAGAAUCGUCCCAAAUACCUCCUCCGCUCCCUUCGCUCCCUCCUCGCCGCACAGGGCUGCAUUCCAUCCAACAUUGUCGUGUCCAUUGAUGGUGUUGAUAAAAUGGAAGCGGAGGACGUGUGCAAACUCGUUGGCGUCACUGCGAUGCGCCAUCGUCCGACGAGCGAAAAGAACGGCCGCAUUUCACAGCACUACAAGUUUGCUCUCACCGCCAUGUUUGAUCGCUUCAAAGAUGCAGAGCAUGUGAUUGUAAUGGAGGAGGACUUGGACGCCGCUCCAGACUUUUUCCGCUUCUUCUCCACCGCCCUUCCCCUUCUCAAGAGCGACCCCACACUCUAUUGCAUAUCGGCGUGGAACGAUCAAGGGUACACCCACUCCACGGGCGAUGUGACGAGGCUGUACCGCGUCGAGACGAUGCCGGGACUUGGCUGGCUGCUCUCCCGUCGUCUCUACAAGCAGGAGCUCGAGCCAAGGUGGCCGGGGCCCGACAAGCUCUGGGAUUGGGACAUGUGGAUGCGCAUGAACGAAAACAGGAAGGACCGCGAGUGCAUCGUUCCCGAUGUGUCACGAACGUUCCAUUUCGGGGCGACAGGCCUAAACGUCAACGACUACUUCCAGAAACUCUACUUUGCCAAGCACCGCCUGAACGAUGACCCGACCGCGGUCGUCAACACGCAAGACAUGACCGCAGAGGCGUAUGACGCGGCCCUCCGUCGGCAGAUUGCGGCGUCGCACAUUCUGGACACGCAGCAGCCGUGUGGCACAAUGGUGCCAGAUGCACUCGAGAACACCAACACGCCCCUCGUGCUGUACAUGACAAUGAAGAGUGCAGGCGACCACGAGACGUGGCUGCAGCUCGCAAAGUGCUGGCACCUGUGGGACCUGGACGUACGCGGAUUUCACAAGGGGGUGUGGCGGUUCUACCGCAAAGGAAACCCAAUUGCUGUUGUUGGCACUCCUUAUUCCCCAUUCUCUUCCCACAAGCCGGACGCGUUGGAACCAUUAUUUAUGGCUGCACCAAAGAAAAAGCAAACGAGAUGAAUGAAUGAAUGAAAGAAUGCAUGAAGGGGCGCCAUACCAUCAAACGACCAAUCCAAAACGACCCUCAAACAAAUUGAUCAUUUCAUUUCGGCCAUGUCACGUUGAUCAUUGGCACAGGCAGGUUAGGAUUGUGUGACUGAACGACAAUUAAACACAGAACACGACAACA